AUGGAGGCCGGAGAGGAACCGCUGCUGCUGGCCGAACUCAAGCCCGGGCGCCCCCACCAGUUCGAUUGGAAGUCGAGCUGUGAAACCUGGAGUGUCGCCUUCUCCCCCGAUGGCUCCUGGUUUGCGUGGUCUCAAGGACACUGCAUCGUCAAGCUGAUCCCCUGGCCGCUGGAGGAGCAGUUCAUCCCUAAAGAGUUCGAAGCCAAAAGCCGGAGCAGCAAAAAUGACCCGAAGGGGCGAGGCAGCCCGAAGGAGAAGACUCUGGACUGUGGGCAGAUUGUCUGGGGCCUGGCCUUCAGCCCGUGGCCUUGUCCACCCAGCAGGAAGCUCUGGGCGCGCCACCACCCCCCGGGGCCGGACGCCUCCUGCCUGAUCCUCGCCACGGGACUCAACGACGGGCAGAUCAAGAUUUGGGAGGUGCAGACAGGGCUCCUGCUUUUGAAUCUUUCCGGCCACCAAGACGUUGUGAGAGAUCUGAGCUUCACGCCCAGUGGCAGCUUGAUUCUGGUCUCUGCAUCUCGGGACAAGACUCUGCGCAUCUGGGACCUGAAUAAACAUGGUAAGCAGAUUCAGGUGUUGUCGGGCCAUCUGCAGUGGGUGUACUGCUGCUCCAUCUCCCCGGACUGCAGCAUGCUCUGCUCUGCGGCUGGAGAAAAGUCGGUCUUCCUCUGGAGCAUGCGGUCCUACACGUUAAUCCGGAAGCUAGAGGGCCACCAAAGCAGUGUUGUCUCCUGUGACUUCUCCCCGGACUCCGCCUUGCUUGUGACGGCUUCUUACGACACCAACGUGAUCAUGUGGGACCCUUACACUGGCGAGCGGCUGAGGUCACUCCACCACACCCAGCUCGAGCCCCCCAUGGAUGACAGUGACGUCCACAUCAGCUCCCUGAGGUCUGUGUGCUUCUCGCCAGAGGGCUUGUACCUGGCCACGGUGGCGGAUGACAGGCUCCUCAGGAUCUGGGCCCUGGAACUGAAAACUCCAAUUGCAUUUGCUCCUAUGACCAAUGGUCUUUGCUGCACAUUCUUUCCACACGGUGGAGUCAUUGCCACCGGGACAAGGGACGGCCACGUCCAGUUCUGGACAGCUCCUCGGGUCCUGUCGUCACUGAAGCACUUAUGCCGGAAAGCCCUCCGGAGUUUCCUCACCACCUACCAAGUGCUGGCACUGCCAAUCCCCAAGAAAAUGAAAGAGUUCCUCACGUACAGGACUUUGUAA
Pipistrellus nathusii (Nathusius's pipistrelle) is the source of this 1215-nucleotide messenger RNA. The record is from the annotation of a GenBank genome assembly. Lineage: Eukaryota; Metazoa; Chordata; Mammalia; Chiroptera; Vespertilionidae.